UGUGUCCAAGAACAAUUAAAACACGAGCUCCUACAACUAAUUAAUAGCAUUGCUCUUGAUUUGUUUAGUUACUUGAGAUCAAUAGAGACCUAACAUGGCCUCUCAGGCUCCGGUUCUGAUGCUUCUCUUGCUGAUCUCCUCGUCCUCCUUGCUUCCUCUAGCUUUCUCUUCUCUCACAGGCCUCGCCCAGAUCAGAAGUUCCGCAAAAUUCCGCGCCCCAUCCUGGAAACAAAUAAAAGAAGCUGUAUCAUUUCUAAAUGAUUUUGUCGGCCUAUUAACAAACCUGCUGUCGCCGCGGCAGCCGCAGCCAAGUAAUAUCCCGCAGCUGGGCCGAAUCUCGAGCACCUCCAAUGCCUUGACCCGGCUGAACGUGCCUUUCUACACAGUCGAUGUGGGGAUCGGCAGCCCACCGCAGCCCACCACGCUGCUGCUCGAUGUCGCCCUCGACUUCGUCUGGACCCAAUGCCGGACUUGCACCCUCUGCUUCAAGCAGCCCUCCCCGAAUUUCGACCCCAGCAAGUCGAAGACCUACAGCAAGAUCCCCUGCAAGGACAACCUCUGCCAGCAGGCCCCGUCUCCCUCCUGCUCCGCCGACUGCCUCUACGACGUUGAGUACGAUACCGACUUAUGGACACCGGGCGUAAUGGCAACGGAGACGUUCGCCUUGGGCUCCGCCAGCUUCCCAAACCUCGCCUUCGGAUGCGGGACUAACAACAGCGGCUUCGACGGCAUCGCCUCUGGUGUUAUGGGGCUCGGCAGGGGGAGCUUGUCGCUCACGUCGCAAUUGAAGGUCAGUAAGUUCUCCCACUGCUUCGUCUCCUAUUACAAUAACACCAGCGUCGUCAGCAGCCCCUUCAUGAUCGGCGAUUCGAGCAGCCUCAGCCCCUCUGCUCUGUCCACCCCCUUCGUCAGGAAUCCUGCCAUGUACCCCUUCAGUUCCUUCUAUUACCUCAGCUUGACCGCCGUAACUGUCGGCACGAUGCUGGUUCCGAUGCCGAGCACGGUGACCCAAGUGAAUUACACGGACAGCACCGGAGGGCUCUUCAUCGAUGCCACGACUCCGCUCACUUACCUGGACGACCCGGCCUACAAGGCGGUGAGGCAAGCCUUUGUCUCCCAAAUAAAGCUGCCGCUGAAGGCGGCUCCCGAAGGGUUCGACCUGUGCUUUGCGUUGUCGCCGAACGUCGAGAGCGUGGAGGUGCCGGAUGUCGUGUUCCACUUCCAAGGCGCUGACAUGGAGCUCCCGCCGAAGAACGUCUUCAUUGCGGAUCCUGCCGAGGGCCUUCUGUGCCUGAUGAUGGGCAACUCCACCGGAAUAUCAGUGCUCGGCAACUUUCAAUUGCAGAACAUGCAUGUGCUCUACGAUUUGGGCAAACAAGCACUGUCGUUCGAGCCGGCUCAGUGCUCCAUGAGCUAUAAGACGCAUGCAUGGCCUUUGUCGUACGUUCUCUUGUGUGUGUGUGUGCGCGCGUGUUUUACCUUCGUGAAUGCAUGGAGUGCUUAAUUAUAUUAUACGUAUCUGCAUGGUUAAGUUGAAACACGUACGUGCACGCGCGUACGUAUGCUCUAUUUGUUAUGUGUGAUGCUUUUUUAGUACUUUUGUUCCAGUAUAAGUACAGAUGUACGAAUAAGCAGAAAAAUACUGCAUGUGUUUAAUUAUAUAAAAAAA
Molecule: messenger RNA, 1669 nt
Organism: Ananas comosus (pineapple)
Lineage: Eukaryota; Viridiplantae; Streptophyta; Magnoliopsida; Poales; Bromeliaceae
Product: aspartic proteinase nepenthesin-1-like
Exons: 1
Coding region: 95-1504 (469 amino acids)
Cellular component (GO): extracellular region
Source: RefSeq, a predicted model, not a curated record